This is a messenger RNA of Vitis riparia (riverbank grape), 1558 nucleotides long. RefSeq names its product splicing factor 3A subunit 2-like. Gene Ontology annotation, biological process: spliceosomal complex assembly. The transcript has 7 exons. Gene Ontology annotation, molecular function: nucleic acid binding; zinc ion binding. NCBI's taxonomy places the organism in Eukaryota, Viridiplantae, Streptophyta, Magnoliopsida, Vitales, Vitaceae. Bases 46 to 1188 code for a protein of 380 amino acids. The record is from RefSeq and is a predicted model, not a curated record. Gene Ontology annotation, cellular component: nucleus; U2 snRNP; U2-type prespliceosome.
UGAGUGGGGAUUGUGAUCUGCGAGGCAGCAGAGGGGGAUAGCAGCAUGGACAGAGACUGGGGCUCGAAGCCAGGGAGCGGUGGCGCCGCCUCCGCCCAGAAUGAAGCCAUCGACCGGAGGGAGCGUCUCAGAAGGCUUGCUCUCGAGACUAUUGAUCUCGCCAAAGAUCCCUAUUUCAUGCGUAAUCAUCUCGGAAGCUAUGAGUGUAAGCUUUGCCUGACAUUGCACAACAACGAGGGCAAUUAUUUGGCCCACACACAAGGGAAGAGGCAUCAGACGAAUUUGGCCAAGAGAGCUGCUCGUGAGGCCAAAGAGGCGCCUGCGCAGCCACAGCCCCACAAGCGCAAAGUCUCCGUACGCAAGACAGUUAAAAUUGGUAGGCCUGGGUAUCGGGUAACAAAGCAAUUUGAUCCAGAGACAAAGCAGAGGUCUCUUCUCUUCCAGAUCGAAUAUCCUGAGAUUGAAGACCUUGCAAAACCUAGGCACCGGUUUAUGUCUUCUUUUGAGCAGAGGGUCCAAUCCUUUGAUAAAAGAUAUCAGUAUCUCCUGUUUGCAGCUGAACCAUAUGAGAUAAUUGCUUUCAAGGUUCCGAGCACAGAAAUUGACAAAUCCACUCCAAAGUUCUUCUCACACUGGGAUCCUGACUCAAAAAUGUUCACGUUGCAAUUGUAUUUCAAAACCAAGCCACCAGAGGCAAACAAGCCUCAGCCUGCCUCUGCAGCUAAUGGUACAACUGCUCCUGGUGCCCCACCAAGGCCUUUGCCCCCACCACCUCAAGCUCCUCCUCCACCUCCUCCUCCACCACAGGGACUCCCACCAGGUGCAACAAUUGCUAAUCCUCCAAGAGGACCACCGCCUCCUAUGCCUGGAACCUUGCCGCCACCUCCACCUCCAAUGGGAAAUGGGCCUAGGCCUAUGCCCCCAGGUGGAGCUCUACCCGUUCCUCCACCUCCUGUUGGCAGUGGCACAAUGGCAAAUUUCACUCCAGGGACUCAGAUGGCUAGGCCUCCCUCAAUGAUGCCUCCACAAGGUUUUCCAGGACAGCAGAUGCAGGGUCAGGGGAUUCGCCCACCUAUGCAGCCUCCUAACAUGGGCAACAGGUUCCCAGACCCCAAUGAUGCCUCCACAAGGUUAUCCAGGAUAACGGAUGUAGGGCCAGGGAGUUCACCUUCUUAUGCUGCCUCAUAACAUGGGACAACAGGUUCCCAGACUUACAUUGUCUUUGUAAGUUGAUCUUUAAAGUGGUGUACCAAGCUGUGCUCUGUUCCAGAUGCAUUUUGCUCUAUAUCUACAAGGAACCCAUUGUCUGAGAUACACAACAGUUGCGAUCUGAUGGUCUAAUUGAAUUAGAAAGUAGAUCUGAUUACUGAACUAUGUAAACCCGUUGCCCUUAAAGAUGUUUGUAUGUUUUCUGCUAUACUUUUUACAACUUCCUAUGUGUAUUUGGAUGUUUAUUGAGUUUUUGAAUAUUUUAAUUUGCUGUACGCCUAAUCAUUUUGAGCUAUUUUCAUUUUUUUAAAACGGGACUUGGAUCAAAACUGUAAUCUAUUUUGUAUCA